Corvus hawaiiensis (hawaiian crow) is the source of this 7894-nucleotide messenger RNA. It is a transcript of the gene ADGRD1, whose product is annotated as adhesion G protein-coupled receptor D1. Bases 571 to 3294 code for a protein of 907 amino acids. NCBI's taxonomy places the organism in Eukaryota, Metazoa, Chordata, Aves, Passeriformes, Corvidae. Gene Ontology annotation, cellular component: membrane. Gene Ontology annotation, molecular function: G protein-coupled receptor activity. The transcript is spliced from 26 exons. Gene Ontology annotation, biological process: adenylate cyclase-activating G protein-coupled receptor signaling pathway; cell surface receptor signaling pathway. The record is from RefSeq and is a predicted model, not a curated record.
UCGCUCUCCACCCAAAAGGAUCCGGGCUGGAGGUGCAAACGUGAGCGGGACGGGCGAGCAGCUCGCGGCUCUUUUCAGCUCUUUUCAGCUCUUUUCAGCUCAUUUCGGAGGGCAGAGGGAGUUUUCCGGCCGGGGUGCAAUAAGGAAGUGCCUUUCCCUGCCAGCACAGCUACAACUGCCUCCAGACCUCUGACAGCUGAAAGGAAUUGCAAGGGAAACAGAGCCACAGGGAGAAAGUUGCAAACAAGAUCUUUUCUUUUUGGCACAGAUUGGAACAGAAGUAUUUGACUUCUUUCCACGGAACAGCACAACUUCGGGAUUUGAUGCACUUUUCUUUGAAUUUUCUGCCAGUCAUGGUUAUUUAUUCAGAGUUAAAUGAAGAUACCGAAGGGUGAAGCAAGAAAAUACUACUUGAAGGGUCUGGAAGGAUAUUUUGCCAUCACUGAAGGAAUGGACUUUUGAACUUGCAUGGAAAAUGUCCUUUCUAAUACCAAAAGUAGCAACGGAAAACUUAUGAUUGAAAUCUUACAGGAAUUUGAUUUCAACUGUACUUUUAACCUUAAAUAGACCAUGGAGAGUUUAUUAUCUCUACUCUGUUGCCAUUAUUCUUUGCUCAUUUUGUUUCAGCAAAAAUAUCAGGUGUACGGAAACUAUUCCCAGCUACCCAAACACCCAGGGUUCAAAGUCCUGGCGUCAGCUUCCCAUUACUGGCCGUUGGAAAAUGUGGAUGGAAUUCAUGAGUUUCGGGAUACGAAUGGAGCUCUAAGAAUCCACAACUUCACUGUGCUUCCUUCCCAUAACUCUACCUUUGUAUAUACCAAUGACUCUGCCUACUCUAACUUCUCUGCAACUGUAGAUAUUGUAGAAGGAAUGGUGAACAAAGGAAUUUAUGUCACUAAAAAGAAAGGAGUCACCUUUCUCUUCUUUGGAAGUUAUCGAAAUUCUUGCAUUAGUAAUCCAGAGGCUUGUGGACCUGAAGGAGUAACAUUCUCCUUUUUCUGGAAGACUCAAGACCAGCAGGCUAAACUUCUCCCUGCCUCUGGUGGACGAGUAAUUUCCAGUGGUUUCAAAAUCUGUUCAAACGAAGGUGAAGGCUCCGUGGAAUUUUACACCCGUGGGAAUGCAAUGAUGAAGUGGAAAGCAAGCUUUAGUCCACCAGGUCCUUAUUGGACUCAUAUUCUCUUUACUUGGAAGUCAAGAGAAGGACUGAAGGUCUAUGUCAAUGGGACUCUGAACAGCACUGAUCCAGACGGGAAAGUUUUCUACGAUUACGGAGACCCCGGCGCGAAUCUCCUGACUGGGACAGAGGGGGAUCAGACCAAGCGUUACGUGAACGGGGCAUUCGAUGAAUUCGUCAUCUGGGAAAGGGCCCUGACCCCGCACGAGAUUGAGCAGUACUUUACAGCUGCCAUUGGUGUGCAGGUUUUGCUUCCUUCGACACUUCCGUGGUCUCUGAUGACAACCACUACAAACCCCGUGCUCCCCACCAACGCUUACCACCCCAUCAUCGCCGACCUGAGCCAGGAGAGGGGCAGCUCCUACUCCCCCAGCACCAUGCUGGGGUACCUGCAGAACGUGUCCUUCAGCUUGCCCAACAAAUCCUUGUCAGAAAACACUGCCCUGAGCCUGACUGAGGCAUUUUUAAAAGCUGUUGAAGACUUUAUGUUACUGUCCAACUGGAUUGAUGGACCAGAGGCCCCUCUGGUGUUCAGCAGCUUGAUCCACACCAUCGACACGGUGAUGGCUCACAUGUCCCACAACCUGGAUGAAAACUCGCUGCCUCUGACUGUCGAGGGCUCCUCAUCUGUGGCAGAUUACGCUGUGGUCAAAAUGCAUCCUCAGACCCUGAACAUUUCCCACUAUCGAUUUCCAUCUCGAGGACAGAGUUAUAUUUCCAUUCCCAGUGAAGCUUUUGCUGGAAAAGCCUGGAUUACCAUCGUCAGCCUGCUUUACCAUAACAUGCAUUAUUUCUUUCAUAACAUCGACCCUAUGGACACCAAGAUUGCUGAAGCUGCUGCCUACAAAGGUUAUAUGAUCUCAGCAAGCAGUUAUCUUAUCUCCGUCAAAGUGGAACCUCUACCCAAGCUGUCCUACAAUCUGUCAGGAUCUCCUCUCAUCACCAUCCAGCUCGCCCACAAAUUGACGCCCAGACAAUACAGCCAAGCACUAAAUAAAAGUAACAGAGUUCAUCUCUACUGUGCAUUUCUGGAUUAUAGCAAUGGAACCGGCAUUUGGUCUAAUGAAGGUUGUGUGCGUGAGAGCGGGGACCUCAACUACUCUGUGUGUCUCUGCAACCACCUCACCAACUUUGCCAUUCUGAUGCAAGUGGUGCCUCUGAAGCUAACAAGAGAACACCAGGUGGCCCUCUCCUCCAUCACUUACAUUGGCUGCGCCCUGUCCAUCUUCUGCCUGGCGAUCACGCUGGUCACAUUCGCGGUAUUGUCGUCUGUCAGCACCAUCCGCAACCAGCGCUACCACAUCCACGCCAACCUGUCCUUUGCUGUGCUGCUGGCCCAGAUCUUGCUGCUCACCAGCUUCCAGUUCAGCCCUGGAACUCUGCCUUGCAAGAUACUGGCCAUUCUCCUUCAUUUUUUCUUCCUGAGUGCUUUUGCAUGGAUGCUGGUGGAAGGAUUUCAUCUUUACAGCAUGGUGAUCAAAGUAUUUGGGUCAGAAGAAAGCAAGCACUUAUACUAUUAUGGAAUUGGAUGGGGCUGCCCACUGCUGAUUUGUGUCAUUUCUGCAACGUCAUCCCUACACAGCUAUGGGGAAAGUGGCAACUGCUGGCUUUCACUGGAGAAUGGAGCCAUUUGGGCUUUCGUGGCGCCAGCGAUGUUUGUCAUUCUGAUCAAUAUUGGCAUUCUCAUUGCUGUCACAAGAGUCAUCUCCAGAAUCAGUGCAGACAACUACAAGGUCCACGGAGAUGCUAAUGCCUUCAAACUGACAGCUAAAGCCGUCGCUGUUCUCUUACCAAUCUUGGGAAGCUCGUGGAUCUUUGGCAUUUUGGCUGUCAAUGCCCACGCACUGGUAUUUCAGUAUAUAUUUGCCGUUUUCAGUUCACUACAAGGAUUUUUCAUGUUCCUGUUUCACUGUCUUCUGAACUCAGAGGUUAGAGCUGCCUUCAAGCACAAAACCAAGGUCUGGUCCCUCACCAGUAGUUCAACACGCAACAUCAAUGUGAAGCCCUUCAAUUCAGACAUUAUGACUGGGAACAGGCCAGGCACGACUCCCACAAAGCUGAACACCUGGGAUAAAAGCACCAAUUCAGCGAACCGCAUUGAUUUAUCAGCAGUCUGACAGUAAUAACACUCCUCAGAGAAAACCAAGCCAUACAUUCAGGACCUCCGACACCGUGUCCACCAGCUUUUUCUCACUGCUAAUAACAGUAGAAAACUGGGCUUUUUAAAUCACUGCCUAAUGAAUUGGGAAUUGCCAUAUCGUUUUGUUGAGUAAAUAGCCCUUGUUGCUUGCCUUCAAAACUGUAACAUGUUCUAGCACUUGGCUAUUAGCAAUAUCUGUAAAAAUAACCAGCAAAAUAUACACUGGAUGGUUUUGUCAGCAAUGAUGAAAACACUAGGUACGCAAGGAGGGCUUAUUGCUCUCUGAAUCAUUCCAGCUCCCAGAACUGAGGGAAAGCAACAUACCUCUGAAAAGAUGGAUUUUUAUGCUCUAAAAUGAAAUGCUUCCCAUUGUGAUGUUGUAAUGAGACUAUUCCGGACCUGCUGUGCUCUCUCUGUUUACAUUUAUUACCUUAUAGAAUCCAAUUAUGAAAGUGAAGCUGAUUCAAAAUACAUAGUACGGUGUUUAGUCUAAAUGCUACAAGGAAGCCAGGACUUGAGGGAGAGGCAGGUUCUGGCUACUGCCCUCCCAAAGUGGGUGUGGAUUAGCAAAGCUAACAAACACGUGUGUCUCUGCGCACACAAACAGCACAUGUAAUGUGGAAUGUGGCCCAGCAGUGUUUUAGAUCUUCCUGUUGCCAUGUUAUCUAUCAGAGGCCAAGAUUGUCCUACAGCAGCCCACAGCACCUCUACUGCUGAUUUCUGUCUGCUGACACAUUGCCAUAUGAAUUAUUCCACUGCUUUGCCUGCAGCUUCGGGAUGCAAUCAACAACUCUCCGUCAAGUGCAUUUCGCAAACUCACUGUGGCUUUUGGAAAUCAAAACCUGGCUCUCUGACUUAUCUUCCUCAUUUUACUGGUCAUUUAGAGACACUGAAUUCCUACCACAAAGAUGUAACAUGUUGAUAUACUGUGAAGACAGCCACCCUACAAAUAAGUCUAUGUAUCGUUUCCUGCAGACAGCUUUAAACAGGUCUCUGCAGUCUCUUUUGUGGUUUUAAACUCUGCCCAGCAUUUAGUAGCUUCUGCUUUAGUACUGCUAUGAAGUAUCUUUAAGGAGGAGAAAAACACUGUAAUUUUUCUUCUGACCAGUGUUUUGUAGGUUCUCUGAGUGGUGUUUGGAGCACGAGCCAGGGCUACCUGUGCCAAACAUGCACCUUCCCAACUGGAGUAAAGCAGGGUUUAAGUCUCAACAGUGGUCAGAGCCCUCAGGGGCCCUUGCUCUAGGACUUACUCAGCAUCCAGGGUCUCCAGAGUGACUUCCAAAGAUGAGGAAGUGGCUUUACAGCCACAACUCUUUAUCCCCAGCUCUCCCUUGUUUGCAGCAGCCCCCCCUGUAACAGACUGGGUAUAAUGGUCUGCAGAGAUCACCAGGGUAAUUCACUUUCCUGAUCCACUGGGCUAUCAAAAUACUACAACAGGCAGAAAAUAUGCAAGUCUUCAACCUCAUGUUUUGCUAAGAUGUUUUGUGUUGUGUUUUUUUAACCUUGAUUAAAUAUUGUGUCGUCAGCAGCUCAGACCAUUCCUGAUCCCGGUGAAUGUGCUACUGGUUUCCAAGAGAAAAGGUAUUUACACCAUAAUGUGCAGAGUGGAAAUUUUCUAUUGGAUAGUAAAUUUAUCAAAAAGUAAGAUGAAAGUAAAUUGAUCUUUAGGGAACUGGAAACACCCAUCAAUUAUGACUGAAUUUAGUGAAGUGUUAAAUCCAAAAGACAUAGAAUUGAAAGUUUAGAAAAACUCAAUGCAUUUAAUUUCUGUUUGAUCCAAAACAAGUUUUGUCUGGGUUUCCUUCCUGCUCUAAAAAAAAUGGUAAGUUUCAGUUCGGCCCAAUCUUUCCUGCCUUUUCCCCUCCCUAGCCAAGACUUGUUGGUGUGAUCCCCAAACUGGAAGUCCAGAGCCCACCCAAGUUUGUCAGGCUCACAGCUCAAAACAUUCUACAGAAAUUAUUUCAGUUGCACCAGAUCAAUGCUGGAUUUCUGCAGCUAGAACAGAGCAGAACUGCAUAUCACACAUAUCCGUGCAUGAAAUACAGAGGCUUUAAUCCCGUGUUUCCUACUGCUACAUAACUCCAAUCAUUGACAAUUAACUCCAAACAGAGGACCUGUAAAAGCUAAACAUGUAAAUGGCUGUGUCUUUAUUUUGGCUUUUGUGUAUGGUUUUCUCCUAGCUUUUUCUGCAUUGCUCUGUCUUACAGCUGUGCCUAUAUAUGGGCUUCUCUUGGCCUGAAAAUGAGGUUUUUUCCCCCCAAAAGACAGUAGACAAAGCCCUUGGAAUGUACAGAGGAGAUGGAAUAGAAGAGUACUGUGAUAGCAGAGUUUGUAUUGUGUGCAGACAAUGUAUUUAAGCAUAUUUUUUUAUACUGGAGCAUAUGAGUUUUUUUGGUUUUGGUUUGGUUUUUUGGUUUGUUUUUGGUUUUUUUACACUGUGACCACAAACAGAGAUUGAAACCCUCCUUGACCAUUUCUCUUCUAAUCAUUGUAUUAUAGUGCAAGUUCUGUGAAUGAACAAGACAACAUACAAAAGGUUGGGGUUUUUUUUAAUCUUAAUUCCUAAGAGUAUUCCCCUCUACACAAUUUUCGUUCCCUGCAUUUCCUCCUGUGCUGUAUUGGCCACUUUUGUGACUGCCCAAGGUCCAUUUGAAAAAAAAAAAAACAAACAAGUGACAUACCAAUGACAGUACACAAUGGCAGUAGUACAAAGGGCUAAAUCAGUUUUUCAUCCAGGUAUGCUCUGUUUUAAAACUGUUCACCAAAAAUAGGACGAGCAUGGAAAUGUGUUUGGUUUUACACUUUUGAAUGGGAGAUAGGAGUGUUAUGUGUUGAGGGAGCCUUGAUUAUCCCCCAAGAUCCUCUGUGGAUAACCUGCAUCCCAUGCUUUAACUGGUGGAUGAGGCUUGUGGUGAAGCAGUUUGCCUUCUUCAUGGCACAGGAGGUUUGGAGCACUGAAUUUACAAUGCUGCAUUGGGGAUGGGCUUUUCUUCUGUUUUUGAUGAAAAAUCCCCACAAAGUACAGAUGUGUUCUGUUGCCAUCGGUAUCCAUUCUUUUUGUUUGAUUCAAAGUGUUUUUCUUGGUACUGAAUGCAGCAAAUGUACUGAAUAAGAAAUGCUCAAAUGAAUCUUUAAACAAUCUCUUCCUGUCCUCAGUCUUUUGAAGCUUGAAGAUCUUGCAGUUUAUUUAUGGGCUAGUAUAUAGCAGCUAUUACAAUAUUUUUUUUUCUGGACAGCAUCAUUUUGUCAACAGUAUGAAAUGUUAAUUGAAUGAAAUGUGAGUUAUAAAAAUAGGUAAUGUAGCAAGAAUGUCUUUGCCAGUAAGUAGUAAAAUAAUUUAGCUUUGUUGGUUUUUUCCCCCCUCAAAUAAAUAAGAAAUCUUAAUUUCCUAAAAGGACUUUGUUAAAAUUAUUCUUUUGCCAUGGAUUAUAAACAACAGCAUAACAAUUGAGGUUCCCUAUCAGUGCUACUGUUGCAAUUACACAAGCAGAGCUUUACUCCUAUGAAGGACCUGCUGUCCGUGUCAGGGGUGCUGAGGUAAUGCGCAGGAAAUAUUUCUGUGUUGAGGGUUAUACCCAGAGAAUAAAAGUACUGAGUCUUGCCAGCAGAAAGAGAACUUCUGGAAUUCAGUACAGCCAAUGCAGAACCAGGCUCAGAAACUGGUUUUGGCUCUGGGAUGGUUUCGGUCCACAGCAGGUCAAAAGUGGUGGGUUUUUAACUAAUUCUUCUAUGAAAGCUUCAUUACUGUUACACUUUUAUCUGAAAAUGAUAAAGUAAGUCCAGAAACGUCACAGCUCAAUCUCAGCUCCAUCAUAGGGAUGCAAUCCUGUAGCGCUCGUUUUCAAGGUUAGAGCUAAUUCUGUGGUGAUUUAACAGACUGCCAGCUGUGUUGCAUAGGUGCGUAGAUGUGGAAAAAUAACUAGAGCAAUUAUAUGCUGAAAAUUAAAGAUUGGAAUUUAGAUGAGAAAGGUUUUUCAUCCCAUUUCAAUAAACCUUCUUCCCUUUGUAUCCUUUAAAAUCAUGUAGCAAGGCAUACAUAAAAGAAAGCUUUCUUGCUACUUUGUGAAACACAGAGGUUAUUGACAUUUAUCAUUCGUGACAGAAUAAUAAAUUAGGUCAUUUUGGCACUGGCUUACAUCAUGUUUGCCUUUAAAAAUAUUUUCAUUAUAUCUGUGUUAUGCUUGGCUGACUCCAUGUAGUAUGUCAUGGAUAGUUAUUGCUAUAAUUGCCCUUGUUCACACAAUUUUCCUUCUCAAUAAUCCCAUAUGUUCUUGGAAUUCAGAGGCCGUAUUUCAUCUUGUCAAGGAUGAUUACAACACUGAAUGUACCACUGACAUCAGCAUCUUCACCAGGUGCUGACACAUGGCAGAAACAUUGAGUCAUAAGGGACUUCUGAGCACCGUUCAAUGGAUCUCUACCAAACACCUUCUUUGCCUGAUGGUUCGUUUGCUCAGGGUUGUUCCCAAGAGAGCUGUUUUAGGCUGUCUCAUUUACCUAUGCCAAAGGCGACUGAAAUUUUCUCUCACCCCUGUUAUUUUCUGUUGUUAUUGAAUAAAAUCAGGCUUGAUUGGCCAUUG